Messenger RNA from Pediculus humanus corporis (human body louse), 5265 nucleotides. RefSeq names its product myosin-5A, putative. Bases 1 to 5265 code for a protein of 1754 amino acids. The record is from RefSeq and is a predicted model, not a curated record. The transcript has 27 exons. Gene Ontology annotation, biological process: vesicle transport along actin filament; actin filament organization. Gene Ontology annotation, molecular function: microfilament motor activity; actin filament binding; ATP binding. Gene Ontology annotation, cellular component: cytoplasm; myosin complex; actin cytoskeleton. NCBI's taxonomy places the organism in Eukaryota, Metazoa, Arthropoda, Insecta, Psocodea, Pediculidae.
AUGACGUCAAAAGAUUUAUAUAGCAAGGGUUCGCAAGUUUGGGUUUCACACCCAACUUUGGUAUGGGAACCUGCAGAAAUAACAUCGGAUUACAAUAAUAACGAAUUGGAAAUUGAGUUUGAAGAUGGUAGAAAAAAAAUAAUUAAAAUAGAAUCAGAAAACAGUCUUCCACCUCUAAGGAAUCCUGAAAUUCUCAUAGGAGAAAAUGACUUAACGGCUUUAAGUUACUUACAUGAACCUGCAGUUUUACAUAACUUAAAAUAUAGAUUUUGCUCCUUAUAUACAAUUUACACCUAUUGUGGUAUAGUUUUAGUUGCCAUUAAUCCAUAUGAUGAACUUCAAAUUUAUGACAACGACACCAUUUUGACUUAUCGUGGCAAAAGUCAGGGUGAUUUGGAUCCCCAUAUUUUUGCUGUAGCAGAAGAAGCUUAUGCCAAACUUGAAAGGGAAGGAAAAAAUCAAUCAAUUAUCGUUUCUGGUGAAUCCGGCGCUGGAAAAACGGUUUCCGCUAAAUAUGCAAUGCGAUAUUUUGCUACCGUGGGAGGUUCAUCGGAAGAGACGCAAGUUGAGAAAAAAGUAUUAUCUUCCAGUCCUAUAAUGGAGGCAAUUGGAAAUGCUAAAACAACUCGAAAUGACAAUUCAUCAAGAUUUGGAAAAUUUAUAGAAAUUAGAUUUAAUAAAAAUUUUCAUAUUGUCGGUGCUUCAAUGAGAACUUAUUUAUUAGAAAAGAGUCGAGUGGUUUUUCAAGCUCCUUCAGAAAGAAACUAUCAUAUAUUUUAUCAGUUGUGUUCAGCUCGUGAUAAGCUACCCUACUUACAUUUAGAUCACGAAGAUAAAUUUUUGUACUUAAAUCAGGGAAAAAGUUCAACUAUCGAAGGGGUAAAUGAUUAUAAUUUAUUUGAAGAAACUCUACAAGCCUUAAAUAUAUUGGGAUUUAAUAGGUCCGACCAAGAAAAUAUGUUUAAAAUAUUGGCGGCAAUACUACAUCUAGGUAAUGUAGAUGAUCCUCAUUUGAAAAUAUUUUGUAAUUUACUUGAAUUAAAUUCGGAUCAAAUGAGGCAAUGGCUGUGCCAGCGAAAAAUAACGUCUAUGAGAGAAGUUUUCAAUAAGCCAAUGUCGAUACACGAGUCGACAUCAGCCAAAGAAGCUUUAUCGAAACACAUGUAUGCUCAACUUUUUGAUUGGAUCGUCACGGUUAUAAAUAAUGCUUUGGAAAAUUCGAGAGACAAAACUGAUCACAAAAUAAUCGGAGUUCUCGAUAUAUACGGAUUUGAAACAUUUGAAAUUAAUAGUUUUGAACAAUUUUGUAUAAAUUAUGCAAAUGAAAAAUUACAACAGCAAUUCAAUCAGCAUGUUUUUAAGUUGGAACAAGAAGAAUAUUUAAAAGAGGAAAUUGAAUGGAAAUUUAUAGAUUUUUAUGAUAAUCAACCAUGUAUAGAUUUAAUAGAGAGUAAACUCGGUGUUUUAGAUUUACUCGACGAAGAAUGCAGAAUGCCAAAGGGCAGCGAUUUCAGCUGGGCUGAAAAAUUGUAUAAAGCAUGUAUCAAGUACAAACACUUUUCGAAACCCAGAUUCGGGGCUUCAUCAUUCAUUGUUCAACAUUUUGCCGACUCCGUUGAAUAUCAAGUUGAUGGCUUCCUGGAUAAAAAUAGAGAUUCUGUUAUUGAAGAGCAAAUCAAUGUGCUUAAAAUGUCUCGGAAUGAAAGCGUUAAAAAACUAUUUGGUAAAGAUGAAAAUGAGACGCCGCAGGGACGUGUCAAAAUAACUCCUUCAAAACCUGUAAUGGAAAAAUCAAAGCAUAAAAAGACUGUGGGAUCUCAGUUUCGAGAUAAUUUAAACUUGCUCAUGACAACUCUUAACGCUACCACUCCGCAUUAUGUGCGUUGCAUAAAACCAAACGAUUUUAAAAAAGCUUUCGAUUACAAUCCUCAAAGAGCCGUUCAACAACUGAGAGCGUGUGGAGUCCUUGAAACUGUGAGAAUAAGCGCUGCAGGAUUUCCUUCCAGGUGGUUAUACAAUGACUUCUUCGCCAGGUACCGAGUUUUAUGUAAAUUUAAAGAUAUAAACAGAUCGGACAUGAAAGCCACGUGUAGUAAAAUUUUACUAAAUUACAUUACGGAACCAGAUAAAUAUCAAUUUGGAAAAACAAAAAUAUUUUUCCGAGCUGGACAAGUUGCUUUUUUGGAAAAACUGAGAGCUGAAAAACUCAAAGAAUAUUGCAUCAUAAUACAAAAACAAAUCAGAGCUUUUAUUCAGAGAAAAAAAUAUUUGAGAAUAAAACAUUGCAUUUUUCAUUUACAAAGAUACAUUCGUGGAUAUUUGGCUAGAAAGCAUGCAUUAUUCCUGAAACAAACAAAAGCUGCUACAACCAUGCAGAGAUACGUAAGAGGAUGGAUUGCUCGAAAUCAAUAUGUAUACCUGAGAAAUAUAAUUAUUGGAAUUCAAACACACAUAAAAGGAUAUAUUGCAAGGAAGAAGUAUAAGGAAAUGUAUUACAAUAAAAAGGCGAUUAUUAUUCAACGACACGUGAGAGGAUUUCUCGCUCGUAAAAAGUAUAAAAAAGAUCUCAAUCGCAUCAUUAUUUGUCAAAAUGCCGUUCGAAGAUUUUUUGCCAAAAAGAAAUUGAAAGAACUCAAAAAGGAAGCAAGAUCCGUCGAACACGUUAAAAAAUUAAAUAAAGGAUUAGAAAAUAAAAUUAUAUCACUCCAGCAAAAAAUUGGGGAACUGGCAAAAGAAAAUAAUGUACUUAAAACGUUUCAAAACGAAUGUAACGAACUCCGUGUUAAAUUGGACGCUUUGAAAAACGUUGAAAAUGAAAUGAAAAAAGCCAUGAAUCAUUUGAACGAAAAGGAAAAAAUAAUAAAUAAUUUGAAUGAGAAAAUAAUACAAGAGCAAAAUGAAAAAAUGGACGCUUUGGAAGAUGCGAAUAAGAUAAAAGAAACGUUGAACAAAUUUAUGGAUCAAAAUAAAAAUUUAAAAGCCGAAUUGGAUUCCAUAAACGAAAAAAUAAAGAAAAAUCAAUUCGGCGUUGAAGAAAAUAUAAAAGCCAGGAUAGAGCAAGAAAAAACGAUUCUUAUUCACGAACACGAGCAAGAUUUGGAAAAUUAUCAAAAAUUGUUGAAAGAAUACAGUUCGUUGGAACAGAAAAAUGAACAUUUGGAAAAUCUUAUUGAAAAAUUGACUUCCGGUCAUUCGAGAUCACCGAGCGAAGCAAGUUCAUUACAUUCUAGUCGGACAUCGACCGAAGUUGAAAACGAUGAUUUCGGAUACUCAUCUAAUAAAUCGACAAUUUCUCGAAAAGACGAUUUUGACACACUGGAAAAAGAUCGUUCGAUUUCGGAGUACAACACGAUGAGAUUAAACAAUCAAACGAAAGAGGUUCCGGAUAUCGAUGUAGGUUUAGUUUUAAAAUUACAACAAAAAUUAAAAGACGUCGAAAACGAAAGAGAUAAAUUAUUUCUCAAAGUUGAAAGUUUGGAAAAGGAAGAUAGUCCCACGGAAGAAAGACAAAGAACGAUGGAUUCCAUUAGGCUUGAAAAUUUAGAAAUUGAAAAUGAAAAACUUAAAAGUGAUUUAACAGUACUUAGAGAAUCUUUGGCAAUGGGUGAUCCAGGGACUAAAGAAUUACUCAAUCAAUUUAGGGCCUCUGAAAAGGAAUUAGAUCGGAGGCGAGAUGAAAUAGUUCAACUUCGUACGGUAUUGGCCACGCAAACCAAAGGUUUGAAAAAUAUAGCAAAAAUAAAUUACGGAAGUUCGAAUGAUGUUAAUUUAGAUGUGAUUAAUGAAGAUGGAGAAUUGAUAAUGGCUUUUGAAACUCAAAAGGGAAUAAUAAGAAGUCCUCAAUCUCAAACCGAAGGUUAUAUGCAACAUGAAAUUUCACGUUUGACCGCUGAAAAUUUAGAUUUGCAAGAAAAAUUUGAUUUGAUGCAAGAAAAUACAAGAAAGUUGAAAAAACAAAAUAAAGCCCUGUUGAAAAAACUAAAAGAACUUGAUCAAGUGGAAUCACAAGAUCAAAAUGCGAUUUCCAAACCUGAUAAUAAAAAAUAUAAAGUGACAGAUGAAGGUAACAACACUCUUCCCAAUGUUAUGAUGAAAAAAGAAAGAAAUUACCAGGGAAUGUUCGAAUACAGGAGCGAAGACGAAGCUUUAAUUGUUAAACACUUGAAACCUCGCGUUGCCAUGUAUUUACUACCGGGUUUACCAGCUUAUAUUUUCUUCAUGUGUAUAAGACAUACGGAUUUUGUUAACGACGAUGGUAAAGUUCGAUCGUUACUAACUGCCUUUAUAAACGCUGUUAAGAAAUUAAUUAAAAAGAAACAUGAUGAUUUAGAAACGACGGUUUUGUGGUUGAGCAACACAUUACGGUUGCUUCACAAUUUAAAACAAUAUAGUGGAGAUAAAAUAUUUCAACAGGAUAACACUCCCAAACAAAAUGAACAAUGCCUUCGUAAUUUCGAUCUCAAAGAAUAUCGUCAGGUUCUUUCCGAUAUGGCCGUUUGGAUUUAUCAGGGUGCCGUAAGAGACCUUCAGGAAAAAAUAAAUAGCCUCAUAGUUCCUGCAAUAUUAGAACACGAAGCCAUAUCUGGAUUUUCGAAAGGUUUAGCCGGUCGACAAAGAGCUUCCAGCGUGUCGAAUGCCACAGAAAACACUUCUAAUCCACAAGUUAAAUUAGAUGCUCUCAUUGGGGAAUUGACAGGUUUCCACAGGAUAUUUGCCAUAUUCGGAGUUGAUCCUGAAGUCAUUUCUCAGAUUUUCAGACAGACGUUUUAUUUUAUUUGCGCAUGUUCCUUGAAUAAUUUACUAUGCAGAAAAGAUUUGUGCAAUUGGACGAAAGGAAUGCAAAUAAGAUAUAAUUUGAGCAAUUUAGAAGAAUGGGCCAAACAACAUUUGCUCAAAGAUUCCUCAAUAACGGAAACUCUUCAACCCAUAAUACAAGCGAGUCAUUUGCUACAGGCAAGAAAAGAAGAGGAAGAUAUAAAAUCCCUCUGUGAUAUGUGUGACAAAUUACCCGAACCAAGGAUCGUAAAGCUUCUUCAUUUGUACACUCCAGCAGACGACUACGAGAAAAAGGUUCCAGUUUCUUAUUUGAGAAAAAUUCAAGCAGAGCUUAAAAGUAGAUCAACUGGCGAUCAACCCGAUUCACCUUUACUAAUGGAUACGAAAUUUGUAUUUCCCGUAAGAUUUCCCUUCAAUCCAUCCAACAUUCGUUUGGAAGACAUUGAAAUACCAGGAGAUUUAGAUUUACCUAUGCUAAAAAAGGUUUAA